AUGGUUCUGGAAAGCCCUGGACCUUGUUACUACGUGGAUCCUAGCGUUUCCCGUUUAGGGAUAUGGAGGCCGGUAUCAUUCGUCAUGCAACAGCGAGGAAAGAGCGCAGAUAUAGUGACCACUCCUUCUCCGAAUGAGUAUCACGUGGAGAAAUUGCACCCCAUCGAUGAACCCAAUGCUCCAGCGUAUAGCAUCAGUGCGCGAACGCCCUAUUGGUUGAACAACCCAACUCCAGCUCCCAACAAAUACGCAUUGCCUCCGACCCUGGGCCCCAAGGUGCCCAAUAAAAGGGCAGCUCCCUGCCUGUCAAUCUCUUCCAUCGCUCCUGGACGAAAUUAUAUGCUGAGAACAGGGCCUGGCCCAGCCGCCUACACUAUUCCAGAGCCAGACAUUUACUUGCGACAUCAGCCAUCCCAUACAAUGUCUCAAAGGUUUAUUCCAUCCAGCAAGGAACAUACACCGGGCCCGCUGGACUAUGGUGUAGAACAGGUCACCCUCCACAAGCCCAGAGCCCCAUGCUUCAGCCUGGGUGUUCGCCACUCCGAAUACGCCCAUGGCACUCCUACGGUUUGCCUGAUCCAAGAGUGA
Notechis scutatus (mainland tiger snake) is the source of this 588-nucleotide messenger RNA. RefSeq names its product ciliary microtubule associated protein 1C (gene CIMAP1C). The record is from RefSeq and is a predicted model, not a curated record. Lineage: Eukaryota; Metazoa; Chordata; Lepidosauria; Squamata; Elapidae. Gene Ontology annotation, cellular component: cytoskeleton.